AUGACCCUGCUUGAGCAGGAGGUUGGACCAGCGUCCCGCUGUGGUCCAUUCCAACCCGACCGGCUCUAUGAUUCUGUGACCUGGUCAUUCCCGCUCUCCCCAGCUCCAUCCCCGGAGCCGUGGCUGCCUGCGCUGGGACAGGCGGGACCCCGCCGCUCACCGAGCACCAGGCCGCGCUCGCAGCCCGCCGCCCCCGGCCCUCUCCGCCGCCGCCCUCAGCCCUCCCCGCCGCACGGCAGGCGCAGCGCCCGCCCCCAGCACCUCUCACCCGGGAAGCGGAAGGCGCUCCCGAUGCCGCCGGUUCCGAGGAGUCCCCAGGGGCACGGGCGGGCGCUGGAAGCGCUCCGCUCCCCGCCGUGA
Molecule: messenger RNA, 360 nt
Organism: Serinus canaria (Common canary)
Lineage: Eukaryota; Metazoa; Chordata; Aves; Passeriformes; Fringillidae
Product: serine/arginine repetitive matrix protein 1
Exons: 1
Coding region: 1-360 (119 amino acids)
Source: RefSeq, a predicted model, not a curated record